AUGGCGAAGGGUCUGCGCUCCGUCUGGCCAAUCAACGACAGAGGGAGAGAGACCAGAUGCUUAGAAACGCUAAACUAUAGUCUGCGGGUUCCCCAGCCAGAGCAAAGCCAGAGCAAAUGGAAGAAUAACUUGCACAAGAGAGUGGUAUGUGCAUCGGCUCUCUACACCGCGCACGUCACGAAAGGAGGCGCCUUUCUUCCCACAGAGUUUCAGAUGCGAAGGCAGGAGCUGGAGGAGCUUUUCACUGUUUGGCAGGCAAAGCUUCUUCACCCCCUUGAUAGAUCUCGGUGGACAAAUGUCUUGAACACGACGGUGGCAUCACUUCUGUCAGCACAACCACUUCAAUGUCUGACAAAGAGUGGACGGCUCGCGGUUAUGAUGUGUAUCGUGGGGAGUGGACGGGCAGGCCUGUUCUCGCCAGCUGUUCUCGCAGUUCUGGCGUGCGACUGGGUUGAUGACUACGGGUCCUUCAAGCUCCUGCAGGUGGAAGCCUUGGGCUAA
Ectocarpus sp. CCAP 1310/34 is the source of this 501-nucleotide messenger RNA. Lineage: Eukaryota; Phaeophyceae; Ectocarpales; Ectocarpaceae. The record is from the annotation of a GenBank genome assembly.